Messenger RNA from Bursaphelenchus xylophilus (pine wood nematode), 658 nucleotides. The record is from the annotation of a GenBank genome assembly. Lineage: Eukaryota; Metazoa; Nematoda; Chromadorea; Rhabditida; Aphelenchoididae.
AUGAGUUACAAAAUCUCUCGUGCGGAUACCUCUGAGAUUAUACGGCCAUUACCAUUUGUCGAACAGAACUACGCGCCUUCUUUUGUAGGUUUGAACUAGUCAUUACUGCAUUGAAAGUGGUUAAUUUUAACGAACUGUUCAGUUGAGUAAGGCCCCUUCUUCUGCUGAUGUAAAUCUUGUGAAGCCGUCCCCAGUCCAGCUCCCAGAUCGGAUUUAUUCGGCUUCGACGGUCUCGUUUCCCUAUCGAUAUCACAAAGAUUUUGAUCUUGUGGUAAGCAGUAACACUCAAGCAAUUGUUUAUUUGUACCUUAAUAUUGCAGCAUGAAGAUUAUUGGAGCAAUCGCCAAAAGUAUUUCUCUCCAUUGUACGAUAAAGUGAAUCGCUUCAACGAGAGUUAUUACUUGAACAAGUCCAGGCCGUAUUGGACCAGUUAUCGCAGUGAACUGUAAGCUUUUUGUAUUCCGGCAUCUCCUUUCUUCCAGAUACGAUUACAGUCAUCCAUAUUACCGCACGCGUUACACUGGACCCACCUAUGAGCCCUAUUACCGUACCACAUACUAUUCUCCGUACCGUGCCAGUCUCUACGAUAAUCUCGCGUUAAGUUUUCAUAAGGCGCUCGGGGCUUAUCGGAACGGAAUUACGACUUUCAGCUCGCUAG